AUGCAGAAAAAAUAAAAAAAAAAAUUAUAAAAAUAAAAAUUUAAAUUAUAAUAAUAAAAAAAGUAAAAACCUAAAGGAAAUAUACAUCUUCCUAAAUUUUUAAAGCAUCCACCAUCGAAUGACGACUUUUACCCUGCAUAAUUAGAUAAAGCAAUAUUUGAUUGUUUUGAUUUAAAAAUAAUAACAGAUAGAGAAAGAACUGGAUUUGAAGAAACUAAAGAAUUCCCAAUAGUUAUAAACUCAAUAAUAGCUGGUAGAUAUCAAAUAAUGGAAUAUUUAGGUAGUGCAGCUUUUUCGAAAGCAAUAUAAUGUUAAGAUAUACAUUCUGGAUAGAUGGUUUGUAUGAAAAUAAUUGAAAACAAUAAAGACUACUUUGACUAGAGUGUAGAUGAAAUAAAGCUCUUAAAAUAUAUAAACUUUAAUGGGGAUGUUAAUGAAAAAAAUGUAUUGAAAAUCUACGAUUAUUUUUAUCAUAAAGAGCAUUUAUUUAUAGUCACAGAAUUACUUAAAGACAAUCUUUAUGAAUUUUACAAAUUUAAUAGAGAAAAUGAAUCUGUUCCAUAUUUUACUAUAGGCCGUUUAUAAAAAAUAACAUAUUAAAUCCUUAUAGGAUUAGAUUAUAUAAAUUCCCUUAGAUUAAUACAUUGUGAUUUAAAACCUGAAAAUAUUCUUAUUAAAUCUUAUUCAAAAUGUUAAAUUAAAAUCAUUGAUUUCGGUUCUAGUUGUUUUAUUCAUGAUCAUUUAUCUUCUUAUGUUUAAAGUAGAUCUUAUAGAGCUCCUGAAGUUAUUAUAGGAUGUAAAUAUGAUUAUAAAAUUGAUAUUUGGAGUUUAGGAUGUAUUUUAGCAGAAUUAUGGACUGGAAAUGUGCUUUUUUAAAAUGACACUGUAUAGGGAUUAUUAGCAAGAGUUAUUGGAAUUAUAGGACCUAUUCCAGAGUGGAUGUUUUAAGAAGGGAGACUUGUUAAUAAUUUCUUUACUAAUAAAAGAUUACUUUAUUAAGAUGUUAUGGAAGAUGGAGAUUAAAGUUAAAAUAUUAAUGAUACUUCAGAUAUGGGAGGUAAAAGAAAAACUAAAAGCGGUAAAAUUUAAAUACUUGUACCAAAAAGAACAAACUUAAAAAAAAGGCUUAAAACUGAUGACAUUAUGUUUUUAGAUUUUGUUAAAUAGCUAUUAUAAAUUGAUAGAACUAGAAGACCUUCAGCAAAAGAAGCUUUAAAUCAUCCUUGGAUAUCUUAAACUAAAUAUCCUGAUGGAUUAUGA
Messenger RNA from Ichthyophthirius multifiliis, 1260 nucleotides. RefSeq names its product protein kinase domain protein. The record is from RefSeq and is a predicted model, not a curated record. The transcript has 4 exons. Gene Ontology annotation, molecular function: protein serine/threonine kinase activity; ATP binding; protein tyrosine kinase activity. NCBI's taxonomy places the organism in Eukaryota, Ciliophora, Oligohymenophorea, Hymenostomatida. Gene Ontology annotation, biological process: peptidyl-threonine phosphorylation; peptidyl-serine phosphorylation. Gene Ontology annotation, cellular component: cytoplasm.